Enterospora canceri is the source of this 1104-nucleotide messenger RNA. Lineage: Eukaryota; Fungi; Microsporidia; Enterocytozoonidae. The record is from the annotation of a GenBank genome assembly.
AUGGCAAAGAAGAGUGUGCCCAAAAAGCAGCAGAAGAAAGCAACCAAGAAACAGGAAUCAGAGACGAGUUCAGUCGAAGCCAUCAACGAGAAAGUACCACAGGAAGAAAGUGGAGAAGAAAAGGGAUUUCAGAGAGAAAAUAAUCAAAUUGAAAAGAAGCCUGCUGAUUUGAAACCAGUGAAGGAGACCAAUGAGGAAGAAACAGCGUCGACAGAGGCAGAGAUGCCAUCGAUCACGGAUGAUGCGCUACAGCAGGCGCAGAAGGAGCUGCAGGAUCUGACUGAAAGUGAAAGCUACGCCCAGAGUGAAACCAAUGAAUCGAACAAGACGAUCUUUAUCAAAAACCUCAACUACGAUAUCAAGGAGAAUGAUUUGGAGGCUGAGUUCUCGAAAGUGGGGGAAGUUGUGCGAUGCGAGGUGCCAAUGCACCACGGUGGAGCACGAAACAGCGGAUUUGCGUUUGUGGAGUUCAAGGAGGAGAAUAGCGCGAAGAUGGCACUGAAACUGGACGGAAAGGAGGUGCUAGGACGAGAAAUUGGCGUUGAAAUGGCCAAGAAGCAGCACGUUGAGUCGAAGAAGGCGACACUUUUUGUGAAGAAUCUCCCAUUUUCUGCGAACAAGGGUGAUUUGCGUAAGGCGUUUGAGCCAUUUGGUGAAAUCAUCUCAAUCUCAGUUCCACAGGACAGGAAGAAUGAGGGUAGAAACAAGGGAUUUGGAUUUGUGGACUUCAAGAACGAGGAGGAUGCAGCGAAGGCAUUGAAUAGCAAUGUGGUUAUCAAUGACAGGAAGUGUUUCAUGAACAUAGGCGACAAGAGCAAGAAGAAGGGCGAUAGGGAAGGAAGAAAGAGAGGCCAUAGGAACAACGGUGAUUCACAGCAGUCAGAGGUGUUCUACAAGGAGGGAACCAAAAAGAGGAUUGUGAAGAAGAAGAGCGGUGACAAGAAGGACAAGUUUGACCUGGACGAGCACAGUACGACGACAUUCUCAAAGGGUGAGAAGAUCAGCAUGGCCAAGAAGAGGAAGAGCGAGGAGUCAGAGAGGGCGACUGGGGGAGAUCCAGUGAAGCAGAGCUCCAAAAUCAAGUUCAGCCAGGAAUCAGAAUAA